Molecule: messenger RNA, 1066 nt
Organism: Ornithorhynchus anatinus (platypus)
Lineage: Eukaryota; Metazoa; Chordata; Mammalia; Monotremata; Ornithorhynchidae
Exons: 3
Coding region: 84-1004 (306 amino acids)
Source: RefSeq, a predicted model, not a curated record
UCUCUCCCUGGACUUUCCAGAGCCAGGCAGCCGCAGCAGCUGUUUGGAGCCCCAACUCGUCACCUCUGGAAAAGGCCUCAGCCAUGGAAGCUGGACAAGGGAAAGAUGGGGAGUCUGUCAAGGGUCCGAGGCCUGAGAGUCCUACCUCCCGACUACUUUCCCAUAACCUCCAGACCCAAACACUGGAGGCUCUUCUGUCUGCCAUCCCUCCCGACUCGCUGAGCUUCAUCACCUCACAGUGGGCCGCAAUCGAGUCCGGCUCCCCCAUGGCCCCCUGCGGCAAGGAGCUGGACAAGACCGUGACUGCCCUGAGGGAGAUGCUCCAGGCCAAGGCCCCACCCGCCCUCACCUCCACCUUGAGCUCCGUGGGUGGUCUGCUGGACCUUGUGCUGCAGGCAGAUGUGGUGCAGGUGGCAGGAGGUGAGGAGGAACUACAGGCCCUGGAGACCCUGAAGUCCAUGCUUCAGAAGGAGAAAGCCAUCCCCGCCACCUCCUCCCCAGCCCCAGCUGCCCUGCCGGCCACCGCCCCGCCGCCGGCCACCCCUCCUGCCCCAUUGAGCAAGCCCCUGGCGAAGAAGUUGUUGAAGCUGGUGUUGAAGGCAGGUCUGAUCCAAGUGGAAUCCCUAUCUGGACUGGAUCUGCUGCAGCUGGUGAUCUCUCUGGGACUGCUGGGCUAUUUGGGCAAGGUAUCUGGCCUGGCUGGGGACACCCUCAGGGGCCUGGUGAACCACACCAAGGGCUCGGUCCAAUCCGUGGCUAACUUGCCCAGGGCCAAGGUUGAAGGCUGGGCCAGCGAAGGGGAGAGAGCCGAGGCCUGGGUGACAAAUUUAGCCAGGGAGGGAGUCAGAGCGACCGUGGGGGCCAUCAGAGGAGCUGUCGUGGGAGCCCUGGGCACCGCCGUGGGAUCAGUCUUUGGGUGGCUUCCCGGUUUGGCUCCCUCUGAGUUGAGCCUGACGGGACAGCCGAUGGCAGAGGAGGAGGCCUGUUCCCCAAAUGAAUGCUGAAUGAAAAGAGAGAGCAGUUUUCUUAGGGGAAUUUUAAUAAAAAUCACAAAUCACCUCCCCCA